Molecule: messenger RNA, 1437 nt
Organism: Caenorhabditis briggsae
Lineage: Eukaryota; Metazoa; Nematoda; Chromadorea; Rhabditida; Rhabditidae
Exons: 6
Coding region: 1-1437 (478 amino acids)
Source: RefSeq, a predicted model, not a curated record
AUGAUUGUGUUAUUGCUACUGAUUGCCGCUUCUGCUACAGUAUCAGACCCAGUUUGCCCAAAUGGAACUAUGAUUUUCAAUCCGUUUGACGACGUUUCAUACCCAAAUGGUUUUCAAGGACAAAAUGCUACCACACUUUUUCCAGACAAUUUUCAAUGUGAAUUUCAGAUCAAUGUCCCAAUAGGAUGGUACGCCACGGCGACAAUGUCCCUUUCAUCGAAAACUUUACAUGCUCCGGUUCAAGUGAUUGAUCAAAAUGGGAAUGUUGAAAAGGUCUUCGCUGCAUCUGCCGAACUGUUUUUCUUCUUGGCACCCCAUGGAAAAGUCAAGUUGUCCACUGAAAAUUUCAAAGUCAAAUUUGGAAUUCAGAUUUAUUGGGAUCAAUACCCCACAAUGUCCUACCCAACUAUUCGAAAACUUGAUCCGACAACUUCCGAACCAAUUGCAAACUAUAGAAAUGGUUCAUCGUUAGCUAUCGUGGAAUCCGCUACUCAAGUCUCUGCUACAGUAGUCCAACCUCUAGACGAAAAUCUACAGUACCUUCGAGGAACGAUUUUCUUCGAUGGACCCGAUUGGAAUUCCACGUAUCUUGGCACAGGAUUCCAGCUUUUGAGCAACCAAGCUCAAUUUGUUUCCACUGGAAACUUGUUAAGCGUUUUGUACCUUGGAGAUUUUAGUGGCUAUGAUCAAGUCACUGUUAUAUUUCAAGACUAUUCCUAUACAAGAGGUCUGACACAGUUUCAAGCAGUCUCCUGUUUUAUUUAUGAGUACUGUGGAAACUUUGAUAUGGAAGGACCAGCUUCUUUCAUUACAUAUUCCAUGCACGGCGGACCAGAAGUGUUGACAAGUGUAGUCGGUUCUGGAACCCUCGAUGUCUACAUUGGAGGCGUCAUGAAGAAUAAGACGAUUGCUAGUUAUACAGCUGGUCCUUCCUAUAACAAUAAUUUACCUCAGGUUUUCUAUGGAAGAAUCAAAACUUACAUACUCACUGGCGGCAAUGCUACUAUUAACAUUACAAGAGACAGUGACACAUUUCUAAUGUCCCGAAAUUUGGAGCGAAAAGGAUUUAUAGCAUCUGGAGAAUACGGAAAAUACAGUAACACCCAAGACGUCACUGAUAGGAUUCAAUCACCAAGUGUAUCCUCCAAAAUACGGUAUAAUAUAAGAAGUGCGGAUUUACAAGAACCGGUUCGCAUGGAAAUUGUGGAAAUGAAAAAUGCAGAGAUUCUGUCGAGGAAGAUAUACAAUUUUUCAAACAAACCAGUUUUGAACUCAUUUAGCGAAUUUUAUGGGAGUUCACUACAAGUUCAGUAUAAUACCAAUGAAUCUUAUAAUGCAGGAUUCUAUGUGGAUUUUGAAAUUUCUAAUGGAUCAACAAAUGGGUUCGCAGCAAUCUUUACUAUCUUGUUUUGUUUAUUUUUGUUAAGCUUUUGUUAA